This is a messenger RNA of Eublepharis macularius, 1811 nucleotides long. It is a transcript of the gene PHACTR3, whose product is annotated as phosphatase and actin regulator 3. Bases 1 to 1755 code for a protein of 584 amino acids. Gene Ontology annotation, molecular function: actin binding. The transcript has 13 exons. NCBI's taxonomy places the organism in Eukaryota, Metazoa, Chordata, Lepidosauria, Squamata, Eublepharidae. The record is from RefSeq and is a predicted model, not a curated record. Gene Ontology annotation, biological process: actin cytoskeleton organization.
AUGGCUGCUUCAGAAGAAGGAUCUAGCUGUUUUCUCCCCAGAGGCAGGUCACAGAGUGACCCCAACAUCCUCAGUGACAACGCGGACACUGAAGCCGGACAGCACCAAGAGGACAUGGAUCAGUCCCCUGCAGUGCGCUCCGAAUAUCUGGUCUCAGGGAUUCGAACUCCUCCCGUCCGAAGAAACAGCAAGCUUGCAACAUUGGGCAGGAUCUUCAAACCAUGGAAAUGGAGGAAAAAGAAAAAUGAGAAACUAAAGCAGACAUCAGCAGUGUUAGAGAAGAAGACAGCUGCCAGGCAAGGUCGGGACGAGCUAAUUAAGAAAGGCCUUCUGGAAAUUAUGGAACAAGAUUCUGAAGUCAAAGCGUGCACUGCUGAUGGUGCCACCAGAGCAAUGCUGAGUGACCCUUCAUCCCCCUCAUGCCAGGCACUUACCUCAGAAGAGACGCAGCAGGAGCAUAGAUCAGCCACAACCAAUGCCACCUCAUUUGGCAAGGAGCUGCAUUCGGAAGAGCUGAGAGAAGAUUCAGCCAAGAAGACAUCAGCUUCCUCAGACGAACGAGAAAAUGCCAUCCUGCCCGCUUCUGAAGGGAAUCCACAAGCCUUACUUCGUUCUGAAUCGAUGGAAUCGUCCCAGAACCAGACGGAAAGGAACCCAGCACAGCUCCCCAGCCCUCCUCCAUCACUUCCGAUUCCACCACCUAAGACAGCACCCAAAGUCUCAAAGAUUGUACCAGCAGGAGGUGAAGUAGACGAGCCAGCCUUGAAAUCCCCUCCAUCUACCUUGUUGAAGAACUAUGUCAUUGUUGGUUCCUCCCAACUCUCAGGACAAGCUGCUCCCUUCCAGCCCUCAGGCCAGAAAGUCUCCGACCCCCACCUCAGAGGACAGCAUACAACGCCAACCAGCUCCCCUCACCUAGCUGCCGUCCACCUGCCUUUACCUCCCAGCCGAGUCAUUGAGGAACUUCACAGAGCUCUUGCCACCAAGCAUCGGCAGGAUAGCUUUCAUGGAAGGGAAAACAAAGGAUCUCCCAAAAAGCGAGUGGAUGCCCGCCCAUCCAGAACACCCAGCAUUGAGCACAGCAAAGAGAAGGAUACUUCGGUGAGCUACAGCAGUGAUCCGGAGAACAAGCGGAAUUCUGUUAAGGAGUCAGAUGAGAACAAAGAGAACCUCAUCAUGAACUCUGAAAUCAAAGACGACUCAGUUUUUUAUCAGGACGAAGAGGUUUUGAACGACUCCAUAAUUUCCGGUACUUUGCCAAGAAAAUGCAAGAAAGAGUUGCUGGCAGUGAAAUUGCGGAACAGGCCAAGUAAACAGGAGCUGGAAGAUAGGAACAUUUUCCCAAGGAGGACUGAUGAGGAGAGACAGGAAAUCCGGCAGCAAAUUGAAAUGAAACUCUCCAAGAGGCUGAGCCAAAGACCUGCAGUUGAGGAGCUAGAAAGAAGAAAUAUUUUGAAACAAAGGAAUGACCAAACUGAACAGGAAGAAAGGAGAGAGAUAAAGCAGAGGCUGACCAGAAAGCUUAAUCAAAGACCUACAGUUGAUGAAUUGAGAGACAGAAAAAUCCUAAUACGAUUCAGUGAUUAUGUGGAAGUGGCAAAAGCACAGGAUUAUGACAGACGAGCAGACAAGCCAUGGACCCGGCUUUCAGCAGCAGAUAAGGCAGCAAUUCGCAAAGAGCUAAACGAAUACAAAAGUAAUGAAAUGGAGGUGCAUGCAUCAAGCAAGCAUUUGACAAGAUUCCACAGGCCAUAGAGAUUUUCUUCUGAGAAGAAUUUGUCUACUUUUUUGAUACCACUACUGAACAAGCA